UAGCCUGCUGGCAUCCCACAGCCCCCGCCUGGCCCUUCUUCUACCACCCUGCUCUCUCUCUCUCUCUCUCUCUCUCUCUCUCUCUGACAGGAGAGCAGACUUGGAGAGAAACGUAAGUUGAGAAGAUCCACUGGUCAUCUGAUGAUGAGCUCAGAAGGAGAUGAGAUGGGCAGGAAGAUGAGCAAAGAAAAGGAGCCAUGGAAGAAGCUUGACUAUUCCUUCUUACCCUUGAAACCUUCCACCCAUCUCUCCAUCUUUUCUUCCUCAUCUCUUCUAAGACCCGCAACCUCUUAGAAACCUAUCCCUUAUUCCAUCCCUUCCUCCUCACCUACAUCCGUACCACUACCACCUAACAACCCGUAACAAACAGGAAGCACCAAAAGAACACGCCCAUGAAAAGGCCAAGCAGCUCAGGCUCCUUUGGAGGAAUAGAAGGAAAGGAACCUGGUCUCAUUCCCAUCUCACCAUCAGUGGAGGAGAAAGGGAAGUAUGAAGGUAGAUUCCAAUCCAUGUCGGAUGGAAUGGAGGGGGUGGAGUGCGAGGACGAGGAGCUGUGCUCCCACGGUCAAUCUGCGCUGGGGGAGAAGAAGCGCCGGCUGAGCGUGGACCAGGUGAAGGCCCUGGAGAAGAACUUCGAGGUGGAGAACAAGCUGGACCCGGACCGGAAGGCCCGGCUGGCCCAAGAUUUGGGCCUCCAGCCCCGGCAGGUGGCGGUCUGGUUCCAGAACCGCCGCGCCCGGUGGAAGACCAAGCAGCUGGAGCGCGACUACGGCGCCCUCCGGGCCCGCUACGAGGCCCUCAAGAUCGACUGCGACGCCCUCCGCCACGACAAGGGGAAUCUCACCGCCGAGAUAAAGGAGCUUAAAGCCAAGUUAGCGAAUUCUGCAACUACAACAAGAUUGAAGAACAAAGAUGCGGAGGAGAGGCCGGCUUUGAUCUAUAGGGACGGGGCUUCGGACAGCGAUUCCAGCGUGGUGUUUAAUGAUGAGAACAGCCCUUACUCUGGGGUGGCGCUGGACCAAGACUACUUUAUGGGAUUCAAGUCCUACUCCUCUUCUUCGUCUUUGUUUGAGAGCAGAGCUUUAGAUCAGAAGGACUACUUGGAAGAGGGGUUUUUGAGCGGCGAGGAGCUUUGCAGUGGCUUGUUCGCGGAGGAGCAGCCAGCGGGCCUCUCUUGGUACUGCUCCGAGCCAUGGGAGUAGGCAUUCUGGAGUGCUUCUUUCUUGUAAAAUGGCAGUGUAACUGGAGCUUCUGUAAUGCGAACCGUGUAGAAAGGGGCUUAGCUUUUGGAGCCGGAGAGGAGAGAAGGAUGAUGAAAGGUGGGGUGGAAAGCGACCUAUCUCUCUAACCCAAAAAAUUGCCCAUUGCUUUGUGUGAGGUUUUAUUGGCGGAAUCGCCCCGGUUAGAGUAGGGGAAGCUAGGGAAUAAAGGGGUAAUUUUGAGAGAAUGGACUGAUGUAGAUGGGAUAUUUGUUGGUGGUAAGUGGGGAAUGUUUCACUUCUUUGGGCAUGGUAACAUCUACGUGUCUUUCUUAUUUCUAUGAAGCAAUAUUAUGUUGGACCUUAUCUAUAAUUGAGAUUUUAUAUAAAAUUAUCUUUUACUAUUACAAGA
Phoenix dactylifera (date palm) is the source of this 1611-nucleotide messenger RNA. Its product is annotated as homeobox-leucine zipper protein HOX13-like. The record is from RefSeq and is a predicted model, not a curated record. Gene Ontology annotation, biological process: positive regulation of DNA-templated transcription. Gene Ontology annotation, molecular function: DNA-binding transcription factor activity, RNA polymerase II-specific; sequence-specific DNA binding. Lineage: Eukaryota; Viridiplantae; Streptophyta; Magnoliopsida; Arecales; Arecaceae. Gene Ontology annotation, cellular component: nucleus.